AUGCUGUAUCUCGUGGGUCUCGGCUUAGCCGACGAGACUGACAUUACGGUCCGAGGCCUUGAGGUUGUCAAGAAGGCCGAGAGAGUGUACCUGGAAGCAUAUACCAGCAUCCUUCUAGUAGAGAAGGAAAAGCUAGAAGCUUUCUACGGCCGACCUGUUAUUGUAGCAGACAGAGAGUUGGUGGAGAGCGGCAGCGAUGACAUCCUGGCAGGCGCCGACAAGGCAGAUGUCGCUUUUCUCGUUGUUGGUGACCCAUUCGGUGCCACGACACACACAGACCUUGUCUUGCGGGCCCGCGAACUCGGAAUUGAGACCAAAAACAUCCCCAAUGCCUCGAUCAUGUCCGGAAUCGGCUGCACAGGCUUGCAACUUUACAACUUUGGCCAGACAGUGAGCAUGGUGUUCUUCACGGAGACCUGGAAGCCCUCUUCGUUCUACGAUCGCAUCAAGGAAAACGCUCAGAUCGGUCUUCACACCCUCGUCCUGUUAGAUAUCAAGGUUAAGGAGCAAUCGCUGGAGAACAUGGCUCGAGGCCGUAAGAUUUACGAGCCCCCGAGGUACAUGACUGUCGCUCAGUGCGCCAGUCAGAUGCUGGAGAUAGAGGAGGAGCGUCAAGAGGGUGUUUAUACUCCGGACAGCCUCGCUGUGGGCGCCGCCCGAGUGGGCGCACCCGAUCAGAAGCUGGUUGCUGGUACCCUGAAGGAAUUGAGCGAGGUCGAAAUGGGAAAACCUCUCCACAGUUUGGUCUUGUUGGGCAAACGAGUUCAUGACUUGGAAAGAGAUUAUAUCCGGGAAUUCGCUUUGGAUAAGGCGGCCUUUGAUGCCAACUGGGCCAAGUCCUAUGCCUCUUCCUAAAUUAUAAUAAAAUUGAUAGAUCAAAUUUCUGAAAUCAAAAGCAUCCCUCUAAUUUUAAC
Molecule: messenger RNA, 914 nt
Organism: Penicilliopsis zonata CBS 506.65
Lineage: Eukaryota; Fungi; Ascomycota; Eurotiomycetes; Eurotiales; Aspergillaceae
Exons: 3
Coding region: 1-855 (284 amino acids)
Biological process (GO): protein histidyl modification to diphthamide
Molecular function (GO): diphthine synthase activity
Source: RefSeq, a predicted model, not a curated record